Hirundo rustica (Barn swallow) is the source of this 2973-nucleotide messenger RNA. RefSeq lists its product as uncharacterized. The record is from RefSeq and is a predicted model, not a curated record. The transcript has 7 exons. NCBI's taxonomy places the organism in Eukaryota, Metazoa, Chordata, Aves, Passeriformes, Hirundinidae. Bases 581 to 1555 code for a protein of 324 amino acids.
UGACUGAGGUAUGUGCAGAGGUUUCAGAGGGCCCAGGAUUUACCUGGAGAUUGGGACGUGCCCUAGGGACUGCAGAUGAAGAACAGUAUUUGUAUAUCAGCUGAUUUUUUUUUUUUUUUUAAGGCAUUUAUUAAGCCUGGUUGAACACAUUCUCCCCAGCUCCUCUAAGUUAACCUGACUGUUUUCUCCCCUGGAUUUUGAAACAGGGAGGGCAAACCUCAACUGGCCCCAGAGCACUGGACACAAACCAUCAAGCUAGGGCAGAAGAUAUGAAGGCAAUUCCUUGCGAGAGACCCCUUGUUCUCUUUGCACUCACUUCAUCAGAAGAGCCAAAAAAAUGGGAGACAUCUCAUCCAACCUGUGGUGGCCGUGGCUGGUACCUUAACCUGAGUAGUGAAAGUGUGUGGGAGAAUUGCUGUGAAGGGAGAGGCUGGACUGACCUAACUUUGUUUGUGGCCCUGAAGAGGGAGAGAGGUGGAGUCUCACAACUGAGAUCAUCAAAAUGCUUGUGCUGGGCUGCGUCACACGUGCCUGGGAAAGCGCCUGAUUCCCAGAAAGUGUGGGAUGAUCGGUCUUCUGGAUGUCCUUGAAAGCACCGCACAACUCCUCUGAACAUCCUGACCGCCCCACCGAGCUGAAGAAGAAAGGCCGCACGGCCAAAAGCCAGACAAAGAGAGGAGAGAUGUCCAUGCUGAAACCCUUUCUGGAAUGGAAACAGGAGCUCAAACACAUGGACAGAUUGCCUUUGGAAUUUGAUGGCUGCAGAAUCCUGCACAGAAACUCUCAUGGAAGGGAGAGCAGAGACUUCCCCAGGCAGUGCUCAGCAGUGAAGGCUGCUCAGAUGGACUUUCCUGGCUGCUGCUGCAGAGAAGGCUCAGGACAUGCAGUUUUUUUUUUUUUUCUCCUUUCCAAAUGGAAACCAACUUUCCUAGCAGAAUGUUUUCAGAGAAUCUGCUUGCUCGAAACCAAAAUGAAGCACCAGCUGUGCUUGCAGCAAGCUGCAACAUCUCCUUGCUGGCUGGAGGCGUGUCUUGUCACAAGUGGUGCUGUUCACUCCUCUGAGGGCCUUGUCUGCGGUGCUACACCCAGCUGUGUCUUAGGAUGCAAUCAAAUUCAAGAUCUUUUCAGCUGGAAUCUAGAUGAGCCGGGAACACUCAUUUUCACACAGCACAAAGUUGUAAGUAGGCGUGACUGCAACCAUCAUCUCUGCCUCUGUGCCCACAGAAAUGUCUGGGCAGAAAUACCAGCAGGGCCUUUUGCUGCAUGGGGAGGGUCAGGCACAGAGUGUGCAGCUCCCAGGUUGCCCUCGGUCCAUGGACUUUUUGUUAAAGUGCUUUUAACCAGUGCUGUCACUCCUUUGCUGAGAAGGACGCGUGUAAGCAAACAGCAGCACACAGGAUCCCAGGGCUCCCAUGUGUUUCUCCAACAUUUUAUAUUUUCUGAUAUUCACUGGGAGAUUAACCAAAUGAGAGCGGGCUGCCUACAAGAUAAAUUCCCUAAUAAAAAUGCUGCAGCAUCCCCAACUUUCCUGGCCUUUUCAUGCAUCAGUAAGUAAACUCUUUAAAGAGCUGGUAGCAAGGAUCUCCCCACAUGUAACCACUGAAGUUACAAUACUGUGACCUAGAGAUGCUACAAACAAAAAAAAGCUACACAAACCCCUUUCAGCCCCAUGGACAUGGCAGCCCUUCAGAUCAUGACCCCAGGAUAUUCUUCUUUGACACUUAAUGUCACAUAUUCUGAAGAUAAAUGCUGUUACCCUCAGCUUGCUUCUGCUCUGCUGGCUGGGGCUGGAGCUGCAGAGAUGUCAGUGCAGGUAGGACCUCCCAGAGGUGAUGCUGGCCAGGAAAAUGCUGGCUGGGAAAAGGAUGUGGAGUGUGUCCAAGUAAGAAGAGUCUGGAAGGAGUUUGUGAUGGUCUGUUAUUUCUCUGUUAGCUAGGAGACGUGAAACUUCCUUUUCCGGAUGAGCACAUUUUGUGUUUUGCAUAAGAGAGCAAUUGCUUCUUGUAAGAGUUAGCAUUUCUGCUAAUUUAAUGAGCUGUCUGUACAAAUGGACUGCAUUAGUCAUUGGAAAGACCUUUCUCAAGUCCCACAAGCAUGUUUUAGAGCUCUUGAUAAAGCCAGUAGCAUGCUGGACUUUCACAAGCAGAAAGACUUCCCAAAGUAUGCAAGUUAUUCCUGGCAUGUUGUAUUCUCAACACGUCAAGGAAACGUGGAUUAUUUUUACACAAACAGCAAAUCAAAACGGUUCCUUAGCAAGCUCCCAUGGACGUUCCUGGACCCUGAGAAGGAAAAGAAUAAAGAAAAGUAAGAAAAAGAAUUGCUUCUGAAUUAGAUGGAUCAUGUUGUCACACCUUCAGAUGUUCAUUUGGACCUCUGAUGAAUGGUGGAGGGAGCGAAGGAUAAAACAGAAAGAACAGACAAGGACCAUGAAUUAAUCUGGAUAUUUCAUGCUUGAGUGGAUUUUUUUUUUUUCCCAUACUGUGAAUUUAUCUCCAAAUGUAGACUCUGAUGAACUGCAAACACUUUUGGAAGUUCUUUUAAUAGCUGUUGUUUGAAAGGUGUUGAGAGGGAAAGGAUCUCUGGAGCUGAGCUGGCCAGAGUGCAAAGGACACACCAACAUCUUGCUGGAAACCACAAAGCAGCACAGCAGCAAAAACCCUGGAGUGUCCUCAGCUCCCCUGACACUGCAGCGCACAAAUUCAGCUUUAGGUUUCACAAACAUUGGAGGCUGUUUUGAAAACUCCCUGUUAAGGAUUACAAAUGCUGACUGCAGUUUGUAGGCAAAGGCAAUUUGAUAUCACAGCUCCAUGUUUUAUGUCUGAGCUCGUGUUACCCUGUGCGUUAGAUUGCCUCAGCCAAAACCCAGUUCUGACACCCACCAAAUAAUCCUGUGAUUAUGGUAAAACAAUAAAAAGUACUGCCUGACCUCAGCAGUUUUUCCAUUUCAGCGUAAAGAACUGUUUUUCCACACAG